UUGCAGCAUUCAUUGUACAUGUAAUAGUAAAUUUUACAAAUAAUAUACAUAUGUAAUUCAAGCUAAAACAUCACGGUCAUUUAUUGCCAAAUAAAACAUUAUCGCAAAAAAAAUUUUGUUUCUUCAAAAAGUUGGACAUGAACUUUAUAUAAUUGUAGUUGUUUUUGAAAAGUGCAAGAGUCUUGUUGGUAUUUUACUAUGUCUAACCAGAAAGACAGUUUGUCACGCCCAGUUACGCCUGACCUUAGUCGUGAGGUUUUGUCGACAUUGGGAGUUUGAUCUCAACAACCCAAAAAUUUGUAGAACGUCUAACAAAUUUAGAAACAUUAGUAAAAAAUAUUCGAAGUUCGACUUCGUGCGAGUUUGAAGCGCCGGAGUUUUUGCCACUUAAAACCCACGAAGACAUCAUGAAGUAUGAUUCGGCUUCUGACGAAGAAAGACAGAAGAUGGUUAGUAUGUUCAGAAAUUUUUGUUAUUUACGUCAGACACACAGACACACACUCUCUCUCUCUCUCUCUCUCUCUCUCUCUCUCUCUCUCUCUCUCUCUCUCUCUCUCUGUAAGUACAUAAACAUAUUCAAUUUUUCGCUCCACUUUCGGAAUUAAAUUCUGCUGUAUUUUGCCUCCGGGCAUUUUCUGUUUCAGAAUCAUUACGUGCAUAAAAUCGUAAUCUACAAGCUGAAAUAUAAAUUUUAUAAAUUAUAUCUUGUGGAUUGUCGAAAAAUUAAUAUCAAAAUCUGUCAACUCUGAAGAGGUUAGGUUUCCAGUGUUGUGAAAUUGUGGGUGGAUAGCUUAAACAACGUCAAUUGAUGCUAACAAUCACUUGAUGCUUACACGAUAACAUCAUUUUGCUCACUACUGUGUUGGUAACUUACAAUCGAAAAGACUGUAAGAACCAACAGUGUAGUCAUCAGAAAAGUAAAGACAUAUAGUGUGUGUUAUUACAAUAGUAUUGAUGCUAAAAUUGAUACCUUAAAUUGAUUAUCUGUCCAGUAUCUGACCAGCAAUUUAUACUUGGCGUUAAAAUUCUCUAGACAUUUUACGGUUAUAUUGCGUUGUUAUUUGGUAUGCCAUUAGUGUCUGACAUAUGUUUUAAAUGCAAGAGACCUGUCAAGUCAUCUGUUGUCUGUAAUACUUGUCAACAACAUUUUCAUCCUGGUUGCGCUCGUGAUUAUAUAAAAAACAGGCCAUCAACUGAUUGCUGCAGGAAACAGCUAAACUAUCUCUUGGACAGUCUCAAUGCAAAAACAAGACUUGCUUCACUAAAAUCUACUAGCUCAAACACCUCCUCGGUCUCUAGUUUCAAAUCUGCGAACUCUUCUCCACUUGAGCGUACUUUCACAGUACGCGGGUCAACCUCGUCACUUAAGUCUCCAAGAACACCAAUUUCUCCGCUACGCCAAAGUACUGAUUCAGUUUUUUCAUCACCUGUCACUCCACCAACAAUGUCACACUUACCAGUAGAUUGGUCCAAAAAAUCACUUGAUGAAAAAAUGACUCUAUUAAUGGAGAAAUUUUGUCACUCAGAAAUUUCAACGAAUCAGAAACUUGAGGACUUAAGUGAAAAACUGCGUGUAGUCCAAGACUCGCAAAAUGCUACUACUGUCAACUUAGCAGAAUUAAAUACUAAUGUUAAAACAAAUGCUGAGUCAAUUUGUCAGAUUAGCUCUGAUCUCAAGGAAGUGAGAAAAACUAGGGAAGCUGACAUGGAUUUAGUCAAUGAAAGGCUGUGUAACUUGGAAAACUUUGCUCCUGUUCCAUCUACUUCUUCGCAAACUGCUGGUGGCACUACUGAAUUAGUUAUUUCAGGUAUUCCUGAAUCAGUGGUGAAAGGCUCAACACCAGAAGACAUUACAACUGCGGUUUUAAAUAGUCGAGAGUUGCCGAAGUUAGUGAAUAGUGUCUUGAGCUCUCGUAAAUUUCAAAAUAAGUACAGGCAACCGCAGAAUCAAGACAAACCUAUCACAAGCUCCUACAUUGUUUCUCUGAUAUCGACUCCAGUUCGUGACUUUAUCGUUGACAAGAAACGUAAAGCGGGAGGUCUUCUGGUGAAAAAAGUUUUUCCCACCUACGUUGAUGCGGCGUUCCAAGGAUCCAUCUACGUGAACGAAUUCUUGCUUCCAGAGACUCACCGACUGUUACUGAAAACUAAGGAGAAAGCGAAGAAUAAAAAAUACAAGUUUGCUUGGUCUAGAAAUGGAAAAAUUUAUAUGAAAAAAGAUGAAAACUCUGAAAGAUUUGUGAUUAAUUGUGAAGCUGAUCUUUCCAGGCUUGAUUGAUGUCCAACUGAUUCGACUAAUAUCUCUGUAAAUAAUAUUCCAUCGUCAUUAAAUGUAUUAAGUUUAAAUGUAAAUAGUGUUAUUGGUCACAUUGCUCAGUUCUUUGAAUUGAUUAAGAAUAUAAAGCCUGACAUUAUUAUCCUUGUGGAAACCUGGUUAAAACCUACAUUGAAUUAUGAUAUUUUAUCACUGAAUGAUUAUUUUAUAAUUCGUAGAGACCGAAUCCUGAAGCAUGUUGAUAUUGAUCGUUAUAUUCAAGGCGGUGGUGUGGCUUGUCUCAUAUAUAAAUCUCUAAAAGCUAAAGUACUACAUAUCUCAACUUCUGAUCAUUUAAAUCAACCGGAGUUUCUCAUUGUCGAUGUUACUUUAAUGACAGGAUCUCACCUUCUACUGUCUUGCAUCUACCGAAGACCAAAAGGACUCUUUCUCGAUGAAUUCUUUGAUAUUUAUUCUAGACUUGCUUCAAAUUAUAACAAUAUUAUUAUAGCUGGCGAUUUAAAUUGUAAUUUGUUAGAAGAUAGCUAUACUGCAAAUCAUCUAAAGAAUUUCAUUGCGGAGUCAUCAUUGUACUGUGUACCUUACGGUGCUACUUUUCACAAAAACAACUGUGAUUCUUGGUUGGAUGUUAUUUUACUAGACAAUGAAACUAAGUUAUCCUCGUUUAUGAAAUCUGAGUCUCCAUUUAUUGACGGCCAUGAUUACUUACUCUGCCAAUACAAGCUGGAUAAUUUAAGACCAUCACCGAAGUUAAUCGCCUACAGAAAUUUAAAACAUUGUGAUCAUCAAGCUUUAUCAACCUUACUUAUGAAUUCUUUAAAAAUCGAUCGCUCUAUCCUUGAAAGCUCUGAUCCAAAUGAGUUACUGAAUACCUUCAAAGCUGAGAUUCUACUUUCUUUGGAUUUAUAUGCACCAAUACUUACUAAAAGGGUUACUCGUCUGAAUAACCCUUGGUUUACUAAAGAGUUAAAAAUCAAGUGUCAGGAGCGUGAUAAAAUCUACAAAAAAGCUAGAAGAAACAAGGAUCCAAAUUUACUUACUCUUUUCAGAUUGAAAAGAAAAGAAUUGAAAACUCAGUUGAAUCAUGUUCGUGAAGAAUAUUUAAAAACUGCUCUCUCAAAUUUACCUCAUAAUUCAACUGUCUGGAGCAAACUUAAGCACCUUGGAUUAAUAAAAUCGAAUCCUUCAUCGCCACUAAAUUUCUUCGAUGCUUGUGAACUGAAUGAAUAUUAUGCUAAUAUAGUUAGAAAACAUCCGCCAUGUGACACAAAUUUCAUUGAUAUUUUACCAAUAAACCAUACAAAGGAAGUUGAAUGCUUAUUUCAUUGGACUAAGAUUGACAUAGUCGAUGUCACCAAAGCUUUGCACCUCACACUAUCCAAGUCAAAAGGAAAAAGCCCUGACGGUCUCGAUCUGAGAUGGUUGAGAGAUCAUAUUCCGCAAAUCUCACUUUUUAAAUGAUCUUGGAACUCCUAUUCAACUACUCAAAUCAUCAUCUGGUGUUCCUCAGGGAUCUGUUUUGGGUCCAAUCCUAUUUUUAAUAGUAAUGAAUUCUGUUGCUCAACGGUUAAUUUAUUGCAAGCACGGAUUGUUCGCCGACGAUAAAUAUAUACUCUUGCACUUCUUUUUAUAUCAGUUGAAUGAAGCUGUUUGGCAAGUCAAUGUUGAUGCACAAUCAGUUGCUGACUGGGCAAAAGAGCAUGGGUUGGAGAUAAACUUGUCUAAAACCAAAGUUAUGAUUUUGGGUUCAAAUAGUAAAUUGAAACAACUUGAGGACAUAGAUCUACCACCUGUAGUUGUAAAUGGUGUCAUAAUACCCUACGUUAACUCUACUAAGUGUUUGGGAAUCAAUAUAAGUAGAAACUUAUCUUGGAAUUAUCACGUUACUCAGACAGUCAGUAAAGUGAAUUCAGCUCUGCAUUGUCUUAAAAUACGGAAAAACAUCUUCUCAUUCCCAAUCAGAAAAUUAUUAGUAUCAGCAACCAUUUUACCGCUAAUUGAUUAUUGUACGGUUGUACUGAUAGAUUCAACAUCUGACAAUAACACAAAACUUCAGCGUGCAAUGAAUUCCUCAAUGCGAUUUAUCUUUAAUCUGAAGAAAGAUGAGCAUAUCACACCUUAUCGACGAGAACUUGGAUGGCUAUCUGUAAAGUAUCGUCGAAUGUACUAUAUGAGUUGUUAUUUUUAUAAAUUACUUCAAGUUGAGAAACCCAAGUAUCUGCGAGAGCUGUUCAUAGAAGACACUGAUGUCAGACGUUCCAGUAGGUUAGCAGCUAAAAAACGUUCCUUUUUCAAAUUACCUCAUUUUGCUACUACCUAUAUGGAGCAUUCAUUUAUAGUAUCUGUGAUUCGUCUGUGGGAAGAACUACCCGAUGAAAUUGUGAAUUCGAGUAGCAGUGAAGUGUUUAAAAAUAAAGUUUUUGAUUACUUACUGAAUUUGGACAAUUAAUAAAUAAAAUUUAUUUAUCAGAAAACUUUAUGUUAAUUUGAAAGCGUUAAUGUAACUAACUUAGUUUGAUGCUUAUAUUAGUAUCUAAGUUGUUAAUAUUUAGUUGAGAGCGUAAAUAUGGAGAUGUUAGUUGAAUCAGUUCUAAUUAUAGAAUCAGUUCUAAUUAUAGUCUCUUAAGAUUAUACCUUAUGCACUUAUUAUUAUUAUUAUUGUUAUUAUUAUAUGAAUUACUUGAACUUUUACGACAUGAAGAGCAAUGUGAAGGAUAACCUCCGAGACAUUGUAAGCCAGAACCGUUUAUUUACGGAUAACUUAUUGAGUAGUGUUAUUUGGAUUGGUAAGAAAGGACAGGUGACUGAAAAGUUACCUAUCAUGAGAAGAAGAAUCAGUCAUGAUUUGUCAAAGGUUCUUAAGCGUAUGUACCUGGAUAUGACGCAUGGUGAAUUUAAGCAUGCGUUCGCCAAGGCGGUGAAUGCUGCAAAUGCUCGUUUACGAGAGAAAGAAAAAAAUAAAAAAAAAACAACUAAUGGUUCCGGAUCGCGCAAAAGUGUAGACGAGGAGGAGAUGUUCGCAUCAGACUGGAUUGAAGGGAAAACUAUUGAAGACAAAGAAAAUAAAGAUA
Messenger RNA from Cotesia glomerata, 5346 nucleotides. RefSeq lists its product as uncharacterized. The transcript has 5 exons. The record is from RefSeq and is a predicted model, not a curated record. Bases 1067 to 2278 code for a protein of 403 amino acids. NCBI's taxonomy places the organism in Eukaryota, Metazoa, Arthropoda, Insecta, Hymenoptera, Braconidae.